Prorocentrum cordatum is the source of this 339-nucleotide messenger RNA. NCBI's taxonomy places the organism in Eukaryota, Dinophyceae, Prorocentrales, Prorocentraceae. The record is from the annotation of a GenBank genome assembly.
AUGCUUGGUGUCCGUUCCAUGGGAGCCUGCGUGGCCCCCGGCGCUGUCCGACUUGGGCCUGAUUUAAACCAGAUCUGGAACAAGUGUGGACCAGAUUUGGACCAGAUCUGGAGUGGAUUCGCGGGGACUAGAAGAACGAGGAGGAAGAGGGGGAACAGGAGGGGAGAGGAGGAAGUGGGUGCAGACAAGAGGUGCAACAAAAGGGGUGAAACGUCUUCGCAAAGACCUUCAGUGCUCCAUGCGAGGGCCGACAUCCCUCUGGCAGCUAUGGUGAAGAACUCUGGGGGCAACCUGCAAGCAGUAGAACGCCACGCUUGUCACUUCGGCAUUAUGACAUAG